This is a messenger RNA of Physcomitrium patens, 1713 nucleotides long. The record is from RefSeq and is a predicted model, not a curated record. NCBI's taxonomy places the organism in Eukaryota, Viridiplantae, Streptophyta, Bryopsida, Funariales, Funariaceae.
AAUCGUUUGAAUUUCUUGUGUGGGGUGUUGCGGGCCAUCGACAUGAAUUGUUUGUUCUGAUGGCGCGCGCGAAUUGGCUGAUUCAUAACAGAGCUAUUUGUAAGCGCGAUUAGGCGGUGGAGCUGCUUUUGAAUGCGUUGGUGCUGUGCAUAUUGGAGUGAAUAAUUAAUUCGGGAAGCUCGGGAGGUGUACGAUGGAGGAUGUUAGCUCAACGGUACGCGUUGGAGUGUAGGGUUAUCGCAAACAAUUGUGUGUAAAUGCGGUAGAAGCGGCAGUUCUCAAGUCUUCGAAGUUCAGAGAAGAAGGAUUUAUUGGUGACUUCCGGAAGGCAAUGUGAAAAAAUGGAACCGUCAAUCUCGUCGCCAAAUUCCUCGCUGCCUGUGUCGCGGAGCAGCUCUGGGAGCUUUGAUGCUAGUUCUAUUGUUUUAAGAGAAUUGGGUUAUGGGUCGCGCAGUGUGGCUGGGGCCAGUGAUCCCGGUGGAAGCUUCCGUUUAGGUGAGAGCUUUAAUCCAGGUGGGAGUUAUAAUGUAAAUGAAAUUCGUAAAGGAAACGGGAACUAUAAUGCAAACAGAGGCGGGAGCGGGAAUGGUGGAGGUGGCGGUGGUGGGAGAAUGGUGCGAGGUUUAGUAGUCAAAGCUGCGUGUCUCAUAGGAGGAGCUUUUCUUCUUCGCAAGUUGACCAAGACUACAACUCGUUGGGAUCAUGCUCGGAUGGUUGUCCAAGCCCUAAGCGGCGAAAAGUUUUCCACCGAGCAAGCAGCCCGAGAUCCAAUGACUUAUUUCAAUCUCAGAUUUCUCACUUGUCCAGCGACCGUGUUAGCAGAUGGAGCUCACGUCAUGUAUUUCGAGCAGGCUUUUUGGAGAACCCCAGAAAGGCCGUAUCGUCAGAGAUUCUACAAUGUAAAGCCUUGUCCAAAGGAAAUGAAGUGUGAUGUGGAGGUUGGUUCAUAUGCUGUGCGAGAUAUUGAGGAUUACAGAAACUUUUGUGAUCGUCCCAAAGAUCAAAGGCCUCAACCUGAUGAAGUGCUCAAGGAUGUGGCGGAGCAUCUCAACACGGUCUAUCUUUCUGCUUGUGAACGAGGACGGCGUUGUUUGUAUGAGGGGUCCACUCCACCAGAAGGCUUUCCUAAUUCCUGGAAUGGAGCGUCCAGAUGCACCUCAGAGCUCACCAUUUACAAGAACGGAGAAGUUCAUUGUUGGGACCGUGCUUACGACAAUGAGGGCAAUCAGGUUUGGGGAGUAAGACAAGGGCCUUACGAAUUCAAGCCCGCCACUCAAUCAAGUUCAGUCGGAUCACAAACGAAGUCUAACAUUUCCAGUUAUUUUACCUCCAAGAAAAUGGAAGAUACAGCUUCUGCUACCAUGCAUUAAGUAUGCUUCCGAGCUAUUUAAUUGAGCAAAGUUGUGUGUGUAACAGAAAUGCAUUUUCUCCUGUAUAUGUGCUCUGUUCAGUCUGAAUUGCUGAUAGAUUCCAGUCUAGUCUAGGAUUUCGACAUUGCUUCUAAAACAUCUUCUUGGACAGAUUGUUCUCUGUUGCCAUGUCGUUAAGCCGUCAUGCCCCUGAAGUACGCUGACAAGAACAGAAAGUAACCCUCACAGUCACUAUAUUACUAGGUGCAGUGGAUGCCUGUGGGCUUGUACGGUUUUCCUUUUAUGUACACAAAUCUUCAGUACAGAGUGGUUUUUUAGACUUGCAUUCAAGCAUCCAGGCUAA